Messenger RNA from Effrenium voratum, 526 nucleotides. The record is from the annotation of a GenBank genome assembly. NCBI's taxonomy places the organism in Eukaryota, Dinophyceae, Suessiales, Symbiodiniaceae.
AGGCCUUUUGCCGCUACUUCUGGAUGCAGUUCGUGGAGAAGCUCCUGGCCGUAGCCCUUCUGGCGGUGGUUUCCACGGAUAACGCCCUGCACCUGGUGCUGGCCAUCGUUCUGGUCAUGGCGGCCACCAUUGCCAUGGUUCGGCCCUACCUGCAGCCGCAGAUGAACGAUUUGCAGUGCCUCUCCAUGAUUUGUCUUGCCGGGGCGGCCAUUGGCUUCUCCGCUGGGACUUCCGGGGAUGCGCAUUGGCUCUGGCUGAGCCGCGUGUCCUUUCUGCUGCCCUUUCUGCUGGCCGCUACGCAGGUGCUGCAGCCGGACAGCUGCGAGGCACUCGCCGCGCGCCUGUACCAGGAGGCCCGCCAGAAGCUGCCAGAGCUAAAGGAGGAGAAGGAAGUGGAGCUGAUGGUGGAGAUGGUGAGCUUCCUUUGAGCCUCUUUGGGUGUUUCUGGUUUGUACUGUCCGUGUUUGGCGGUUUCAGAGGCUGACGAAGUCUGCCCACCUCAUACCAUGCCGCUGCCUGAAGGACA